Molecule: messenger RNA, 2748 nt
Organism: Cynara cardunculus var. scolymus (artichoke)
Lineage: Eukaryota; Viridiplantae; Streptophyta; Magnoliopsida; Asterales; Asteraceae
Product: putative pentatricopeptide repeat-containing protein At3g25060, mitochondrial
Exons: 17
Coding region: 256-2505 (749 amino acids)
Biological process (GO): RNA modification
Molecular function (GO): RNA binding; protein binding
Source: RefSeq, a predicted model, not a curated record
GGGGGGUUUUAGAGAACCAACGUUGUCAUUCGCAGAGGGUUUUCCAAGAUCUCUCCACAAGACUACAACCACUUAAUCUGCACUUUAACCUUGAGAACAGCUUUGAUUUGGGCAGAAUUUAUGCAGCCACAAACAACAUCUUCUUCGGGAUUUGAUUGCGACUUCGAAAUCGCUUCGAUUUUGUAAUCAAAUUCUAAUUCAACAUUGCUUUCGGUUUGGGGAAAGAAGAGCGUACACAGUACCACGAGUGCGACUAUGGUGAUGCGAGCAGCAGGUAGAUGUUAUCAGAUAUUAAGAAACUAUCAAACAUCCAGAUGGAUCGUCAACUCCGUUGCUCUAUAUUCAUGCCGAAAAAUCAAUAAUGGUGUUUUUACAUAUAGACAACAUACUCAUAGGCUUUCAACUGUACCAGAAUCAUGUAAAACGUUUCUUUCCGAGGUUGAUUUGUUGUCGACCUUCAUUAGAUCUAGUCUUAAUGAGAUUGAAGGCCCCUCUCAUUGUUGGUUGAAUAGAAGCACUGUCACCAAGGAUUUAAAUGGUCGAGAUGGAGUUUUCCUAGUUGUCACUGGUGCAUUCUUUGAGGACUUCCUUGGAUCAGGCACGGACUCUACCAUUAUGUUUGAAAAAGUUAAAUCACUUCAACAAAGGUAUCCUUCGCUCAAUGUUAUGGGAUUUCAGCACUGCAGAGCAGUUAGCAGUGAUGUUGUUAGUUCUCGUUUAGCAAAGACAAUCAUGAGCGAAUAUAUCACAUUUCCUAUUUUAUUGUCAAACAAGUCUCUUUCUGAGAUUUUGGAUAGAGUGGGCUACAUCAUAUUUAAAGGCAUGGAGGGCCCUCUACUCUUGCAUGACAAGGAUGCAGGUUUUGAAAUUCUGGAGACAGCCAUCAAGGAUUUAAUCGUGCAGCAGAAAGAAAAACCAGGAUUGUUGCAUAAUCUAAGAGGCACUUGGGUAAAACCACUUGAUGCUUUUAGGGAACCAUAUCUUUGCUCCCCGUUGCAGAAUUUACUUCUUUAUCUCCCAGUACAAUUUGCAGGCUGCAUUGAGGUUGACGAAGUUAAUAACCGCUUGUUCCUUUCCGACAUAAAUCACCACCGUAUAAUUGUGUUUGAUGGCAGCGGAAAGAUCUUAGAUUGUAUUGGAUCUUCUCCUGGAUUCGAGGAUGGAGAGUUUGAAUCUUCCAAGAUAAUGCGCCCUGCUGCUUCGGUUUAUGAUGCUGCUGAGAAUUGCCUAUAUUUUGUUGACUCGGAGAAUCAUGCCAUAAGGAGAGCUGAUAUGGAGAGCAGGACAGUGGAGACGUUCUAUCCCAAACUCAAUGAUGAUAGGACGAAAAGUAGUCCAUGGAGCUGGAUCAUUGAUAAACUUUGGAGUACAAAAGCUCCUUCAAAUUCGGCGGAAGUUGAUCCUAAAUUACUUUUUUAUCCUUGGCAUCUGCUCAAAUCGUUGGAAAAUGACCUCUUAAUUCUCAACCGCAGUUUUGAAACCUUAUGGAUCAUGGAUCUGUCGUCUGGUCUUAUUAAAGAAGUCGUUAAAGGAUCUGCAAAGAUUGUAGAGAUUAGUGGACCGUUGAUCCUAAAGAAGUCAUCCCUUUUGACGGAUAUACCGGCUAAUAAGCUGCCACAGCAUAUUGCCACUAAUUUCUCAGUAAAUGGAAUUUCACACGCGGGUCUGCUCUCUUCUGUGGUGACUUUUCAGGACAACAUCGUGAUUUCUGAUGCAGAUGGUCAGGUGGUAUGGAGGUACAACAAAACUUCCGAGUCAAUGACAAGCUUUGAGUUCUCAAAGUUUGGAAUACUUGGAUUACCGUAUUGGUUGGUGUCCCCUAUGGAAUCAGCUUACGCUACUGGUUUUGGUAUCCCGGGAGUUCACGUCGAUCAUAUUCAAAAUUUCAGCUUGUUACCAGGUAGGAUUAACAUACAGAUGACCAUAGAAAUCCCUCAAGAUACCGAGCUUGUGGAACCGCUAGAUGAAGGUUGUAUAUGGCGGCAGACAAGAGGCACAGCCACUGAAGUUCUAACAGGCGAGAACAAAGCCGAAUCCACAGAAAAGGUCGGUAUUGCCCAACAAUUUUACGAUGAUUUGGAUGGACUUGCGUCUUUAUUAACACAAGAAGAAGUCAAUGCUGAAGAGGAUUAUACGAUUUGUGAUGCGCAACUGCAAGAUGGAAAAGUACGCAUUGAUUGUGCCGUCAAUACUAGCCCCGGAACAAGUGAGGUUAUUAUCAAUGCUGCGUUGUACUUGAGAAUCAAAAAUGGGAGCGAUGAGUCUAAGCAGCAACAGGUGGGUAGAUUGGUGGAUGCUUUAAACCCAAGCGGGAACAGUAAGGCACAAACAGAUGCGUGCGCACAGAUAGUAUCGAGAUCAGAGAAAAACCCGGAAGAUUUGAUCUUUGUGAGGCCAUUACAUGUGAGGUUAAAGAUUAAUUCUCUUGAUCACCCAAAAGCAGACAACUCCAAAGACAUAAUUUUGACAGAAUCUUCUAUACAAGUUCAUGUUUCUCCCAAGUAAAAAUUACCUUUUUGUCCCUUGGGGAGGCUCAACACCUUUGUAUGGUAUUUGUAGGAUUAUCCUAGGUUUUUCUGGAUUUCAAGUUAUAAUCUUUUGGAUUUAAGAGAUGACAUGAAUUUGAGGUGUGUACCUGUGCUGUUUGAAGGUCCCCGUGCAUGCCGGAAAAUAGGUGUGCCACCAGCCUGCCGCUGCGAUGGUGGUGGUUGGUUCUCCGACAGCCAACAGUAGGCAUAUGGUUCUUAU